Exophiala oligosperma is the source of this 4109-nucleotide messenger RNA. RefSeq lists its product as uncharacterized. The record is from RefSeq and is a predicted model, not a curated record. Lineage: Eukaryota; Fungi; Ascomycota; Eurotiomycetes; Chaetothyriales; Herpotrichiellaceae. The coding region runs from base 192 to 2468 and encodes 758 amino acids. The transcript is spliced from 4 exons.
CAAUGACCAUGUUCACGUCCCCCCGGUUUUGCAUUAACUACGGUCUUCCCUGCCCAUGAAGCGGCGUUGUGAUCUGCCUGUCUUGCCAUCCUGGUCUCUUGUCAAUGCGCAGCCUGGUCUUUUGUUGCAUUUUGAAUGCUUGAUCCGCUUCCUUGCUUUGGUUCAACAUUGCGCUGACACAUGGAUCUUCAAUGCAGCAUCGAACACCACGAGCCUACCCGAACGUUGCUCUGCCGCCUCAUGUCUCGCAGUCACGAACACUGAGCAGUACGGUGACCUCUCAGCAGCCCUACGCAUCGCCAAUCCUGUACGCACCGCAAGCGAAUCUUCAGUCGCCUUUUUUGAACAACCAGCAUCAAUUUCAAACUCCGCAGGCGCAAAGCGACACGCCCAACUAUUUCCAGCCGAAUCAGAGCCCAAGGAGUCAGAGCAGUGGUGCAGGAACGUUUUAUCCGACUGAAAAGCCCGAUUCUAUGGCAGCAACGGCGACAAUGCAGCGGCCCUAUCCCCCAAUAUACACGCCGCAGUCUAAUUCCCCCGCCUCGGUGACCUCGCCACAGUCGCAUGAUCCCGGUAGACCGAUGUAUCCUCAGCCAGGGGCACAAUUGAGCCAACUUCCAUAUGGAUAUCCUCAAUAUCAGUCGAUGAGUCAAGUGCACCAGCCUCCGUAUGGCGCCCAUCAUGGACAGACGCAACAGCACCAAAUUCAGUCGCAACCGAUGAUGCCAUACCAGUCGGCUGCCCCUCAGCUUCAACAGGGGUCUCAGCACCAUUCCACAAUCUCGAAUAGUCCAAGAUUGAAAUCUGAGCCUGGUCAAUCAUAUCAGCAGACACCGCAACCACGACCGGGAAUGCUCCCUCAUCAGCAGCAACAGCCACAACACUCCAACGCCAAUCCUCCUGCGCCGGGACUGGGCGAUUACAAACAGACUCUCCAACAAGCGCAACAGCAGCAGCCUGGGCAGCAACAACAGCAACAACAACAACAGCAGCAGCAGUCUCCCUCUGGUGUGCCGCCCAAUAUGCCGCCCAACUCGAAUGCUGCCCCCGGACCGAUUCCCGCUACGACGCCGUUGGUGGUUCGACAGGACGGGAAUGGCGUCCAGUGGAUCGCCUUUGAGUACUCGAGAGAUCGGGUCAAGAUGGAAUACACCAUUCGAUGCGAUGUUGAAUCGGUCGAUGGAUCCGCUCUGACACACGAAUUCAAGUCAGAAAACUGUGUGUAUCCUCGAGCGUGUGUACCAAAGGAUCUCUACAAAGGCAAUCGGUUGAAUUAUGAGACUGACUGCAACCAAGUUGGCUGGGCUUUGGCGGAACUAAAUCCAUGUCUGCGUGGAAAACGAGGUUUGAUCCAGCGAGCAGUCGACAGCUGGAGAAACAGCAAUCAGGAUCCCCGGAUGAGAAGUCGUAGGGUCAGGCGACAAGCUAAGAUGAACCACAAAGGAAAGGUCACUCCUACAACACCAAGUCAGGCGUCCGCACCGUCUCUUCCACUCCCGACAGGGCUUGCCGGUCCAGGUUCAAUGCCGGCUCCGAGUGCCAGACCACCAGGGGUACUGCCCAGUGCGCAAAGUCAAAUCUUGCAUAAUCAGCAGGAUGUGUCCCCCAGCGCCCACGGCAAUGUUGGAGCAUCGCCUUACAACCAUGCGCCUCAAGGGUAUCGGCAGGACGCUACUGUCCAGCAUAUGCAGAGUCCGAAUGACGUCCGUCAAAGCCACGUUUUCCCAGGAUAUCCCAAUUAUCCAUCGGCUCCAACUUCGAUGGCUCCUUCAAUGGCACCACAGAUGCAAGGAGGAUUACAUCACCUCGGGCGUUCUGGCGGAACCGCCGCCAUGACCUCGAGGGACCUGGAAGGUAAGAAUGAGGAAGACAACGCAUUGUUCGGCGACUUACCGGAAAGUAAACGACGAAAAUUCAUUCUCGUGGAGGACACUCAGAAGAAUGCACGAGUUCGAGUCAAAGUCACUUUAGAGCAAAUCGAGAUGAGCGAAAUCCCCGAUUCCUACCGCAAGCAGAACGCUGUAUUUCCACGCGCCUACUUUCCUGUACAGAUGCAGACGGCGACCGAUUCGACUCGAGAUGGCCGGCUUGCGGAGGAGGGAGAAGAAGUCGACGGCGGUGCUCCUACCAUUGGCAAGACGUCUGUUUCAGUCCAGACCGGCAAUGGCAAUGAAGAGGUCAGCGUGCCACAAAUCUCGAAAAGCAAACGUGGGCGGGAGCAAAAGAUCAACGAGCUAGGAUAUCGCAUGGCUUGGGGUCAAGGUCGCGUGUUUUCUGGACGGCCAAUUUUCCUUGCUCGUGCCUUGGACGCCUACCGAGCCAAACAGCGAAGUGCCCUCCUACUCGCAGGCUCGCCUGCAUCGACUAUCCCUGCUCACCUCGAAAACAGACCAGGCAAGCGAAAGUGGCUUGAGAGGGCUCGCCCCAUCGCUCACCCACUGACGCCCCCUACUACCACAUCUGAUUGAAUUACCUUUUUACCUCGACGGUUCAACGUGGAGUCUCCACGAAUAUCGCUGUGAAAUUUUUUUGUGCAAUGAUACCCCAGACAAGUACAGUCCCGACUUUGUCGAGUGUACAUUAUUCCAGCCUGAGUUGGAUUUCAGUGCAGGCUGUACGACGAAUCUAUGAUCGAAAACCCGAAAAGUUGGAAUUGAUUGUUUUCUUCGGCGAUACCCACACGUAUUUGGGCUUUACUGAAUUUGUUUUAUUUCUGUUGGAUUGAAGGCUUUGUCGCAUUGGGAUAUUUUAUUUUCGCAUUACUUUUGCACAAAGGUGAUGAGUCGUGGACUUCCUGGAAGGGAGGACUGAAUGGUCUCAGUCAAACCAGGCUGUUCUGCUUGUUUGUUUGGUUGCGACAACCAGCAAUUUUGAGCCAGUGCCCGCCCUCAGGAUGGAACAGGCGGGAGGAUCACCUUGUCUGGCCCUGGGUCCGACGAACAAUCUUUCCUGACACAUUCGCGACUUUGCCAUUUGCGAUUCUCUUCUCGAAAGCAACAUACGCUUAUUUUGGUCCUCAUCUUCGACCAUGUUCGUGUGGAACCUUCAAGUUCUGUCACGUAUCGAGUCAUUUCCUUAUUUGGCGUCUUGGGUUGGACCUCUAGGCUCGAAGACUAUUGAAACACGAAAGGGCACACCGAGGCUUCUUUAUUGGUCGAGCAAACUGGCAUCGGGUUUACUUAUGAACAUUCUUGAGGAACACUUAUCUGUUUUGACCUCCCAUCAUUAUCGACUAAGCAACACUUUAAGGCAUAAAAUACGCUGCAAACGGCCGGCUUUUCACAUCACAUCAUCUUCCUGUCUCAUUUGUAUCAAAGGUAGCAAGGAUUGAAAUUGGACUUAUCUAUUCCGUCUGGAGAUGGGAUCUCCACCAGGAACGGCAUUUCUUUUUCUAGAUGAUGCAAGGCGAAGAGGAAAAGGGCUUGGAACCUCAGCAGUGAAGCUGUAUGGAAUGGGGCAAAGCAACGAGGCGACUCUACUCUACUUGAAGGCUUUAGGAACGAUGGGAAAGUUUGUCACGACUUUUUCUUGUAUUUUGGGUAUUGAACCAAGGUUCAUCACAAAUGCUUUUAUUUUUCGAUUCUUUUUGAAGGACUUUUGGCUAUGUGUUGGAAGCUGGGUCUCGCCCUCAAAUCUGGCUUGUGAUGGUAAAUAGACUCGACCAGAGUUGGUUUUGGGAUGGGAUUGGUCUGUGUUGUGAGUUUGUGUGAGCGUUGUCGGUUAUCCUAAUCGAAUGUUAGGGACUGGGAACGGUGAUUCACAUUAUGACAGUAUGUUUGUGUCUGUGUGGCAGGGAGAAGGUUUUGGAAAUCAACAUGAAGAUAUCUUCAAGGAGUCUGGACAAAGCGACAGACACAGCAAGAGGAAAGGGGAAACUUCAAAGGACGAACUAUUAGCGGGGACAAUUGGAAUUCAGGAAAGCAGGAUUGGAAUGAAAUUGGAAUUGGAAUUGGAAUUGACGCUGAAUGGAUGGGAAUCAUAUUUUCAUUGGAGGACAGCACGGGAAAGAACUUUUUUCUUCAUCAGAGGGUCAAACUGGGAUAGGAUUCUCAUAGUAUGAGUAGGAUUUUCCUUGAUAACAAUGAAUUAUCAAGAUCCUAGUCUAUUUC